UCCAUGAAUGCGGCUGCACACUGGCAGACUUCUGCACCUGAUCCCGCUGCGCCUCUAUAGGACGAGGUAAUGCAAACCUCCUCUCCUCCUCCAUGAUCUCCAAUCUCUUUUUCUGGAUACAAAUACAUAUUUUUUCCUUUUUAAUCUAAGAGGAACGCUUUACCAGUCCUCCAAUUUCCUCCCAUCCGCUGCGCUCUCUGACUGGGGGGGAGGGAUGGAAGGGACAGUGAGAGCACGGACUUUCCUGCACCUAUUUUGCACCGGAGCGGACUGAAGGCUCAGUGACAAGUCAUUUCUUUUUGAAACAUGUCUAAUAUGUAGUAUUGGCCUCUCAUUAUUUUAACUCCUGACUGAAACACCAAGAACAACGUUGGAAAUAUGUUGCCAGGAUGGAAAAUAACCCACAGUCUGACUGGAGCGCCUUGGCUGCUCCUUACCCCUUUGCACAACUUCAGCUCAUAACGACCCAGUAUUUAUUAUUCCAUGGAUCGCUGAAGGUUGCGGUGCAUCUCUGAAUCCAGGCGCACAGUGUUGGAGCCUCCUUCCUCCCCUGUUUUGCGUUGGGGGAAAAAAACCCUUUGAGAAUGAAUGGUUAUCUGGCUGCAUGCACCUUGCACCCUUUUCCUUGCUUCGGAGUCUCUGGACGCGCCGUCAACAUCUCUAAAGGUAAAAAAAAAGGCUAAAGGAAAGAGGGGGAAGAUCUCUACUUCACCAUACUUCUGUGCUCUUUUCGCCUUUUCUUUGAAAGCAAAUGAGCCCUCUCCCAUGGAGGUAGUACAGCCGCUCUGGGGGCCCAAUGACCAGCGGGGAGAUUUUUCCAAGCAAAAGGAGCCCGUCAGCAAGAGGCGCAUCGGAUGAAAUCAGACCCCCGCACCCUCCCUAUUCACCCACCCCACUUCCUUUUCCUCCUCUGUUACUCCCCACCCUAUCUUCUUCCCUAUUCCUCCUUCUAGUUUAGCUUGAAUUGUGUUAAAGCUGCACAGGGGCAUAAAGAGCUAGAAAAACCUUGUUGCACCCCCUCAAAUCCAUCUGCGCUCUUACACUCGAGCUGGAAGGACUGUUUUGCGCACGUCUCCAUCAAUGCUGCCCCAAGUCUCCAGAGGGAGCCGCGCUCAUUGCCACCGCAGCUUUUGGUUACUAAAUGGUUUACUGGGGGAGGUUUUCUAACCGGCGAGAUGCUGCUCGUACCCCUGCUGGCAGCCUUUUUUUCCUCCAUCUCGGGCUCCCUCUCCUCGUCCCUCUCCUCCAUGUCAGACGGACCUCCGAUAAUGAACCCCACUGCCUCGGACCUGAUGGCCGAGACCUGCAUCGCCUGCUCUUGCAUGUCGGUGGAGAACGUGCUGUACGUCAACUGCGAGAAGAUCACCGUCUAUCGGCCCACACAGCUCAUCCCUCCGGCCUCCUCCCUGUACCACCUGAACUUCCAGAACAAUUUUCUGAUUGUGCUGUACCCUAACUCGUUCCUCAACUUCACCCACGCUGUGUCACUGCAGCUGGGGAACAAUAAACUGCAGAACAUCGAAGGUGGCGCGUUCAUGGGGAUGAGCGCGUUGAAGCAGCUGCACCUUAACAAUAACGAGUUGAAGGUGCUGCGAGCUGACACUUUCCAAGGCAUUGAAAACCUGGAAUACCUUCAGGCUGACUACAACUUAAUAAAAUACAUUGAAAAGGGAGCAUUUAACAAACUACACAAACUCAAAGUGCUGAUUCUGAAUGAUAAUCUCAUACAGGCACUUCCUGAGAACAUUUUCCGCUUUGCCUCUCUCACACACUUGGAUAUAAGAGGAAACAGGAUCCAAAACCUUCCUUAUUUAGGAGUCCUUGAGCAUAUCGGCCGGAUCGUAGAGCUGCAGCUUGACGACAACCCCUGGAACUGUACCUGUGAUUUAGCACCUCUGAAAGCGUGGCUUGAAAACAUGCCCUACAAUAUUUUUAUCGGCGAGGCCAUAUGUGAAACACCAAGUGACUUAUAUGGGAGGCUCCUGAAAGAAACCAACAGACAGGAGCUUUGUCCCAUGGGAACGGGAAGCGAAUUUGAUAUUAAGAUGCCACCUGCACAGCCUGAAAAUGGGCAGGGGCCAUCCACAAUGACACCAACAACAGCGGCUCCAAAACUGCCAAAAACAACCGACUCGUCUAAGUUUUAUGGAAACGGCAUUGUGGCUGGUUUACCCCCUUUUGGCAAAAACAGAGAGAAUGUUCCACGGACUCCCCUAAUGUUGUGUCCACUCCCUUGCAGCUGCAAGGCCCAUCCCUCUGACUUUGGUGUCAGUGUAAGCUGUCAGGAAAGGAGUAUAAGAAAUCUUGCUGAUCUUAAUUCCAAACCCCCAAAUGCCAAGAAACUUCAUCUAAGUGGGAAUUACAUUCGUGAUAUCAGCCCAACUGAUUUCCAAGGCUUUGAGGGUUUAGAUUUGCUUCAUCUAGGCAGUAAUCAAAUUGCAGUGGUACAAAAAGGUGUAUUUGCUAACCUUACUAAUCUGAGGAGAUUGUAUUUGAAUGGAAAUCAACUUGAACAGCUACACCCAGAGAUGUUUCUGGGCCUCACAAACCUCCAGUACCUUUAUUUGGAAUACAAUGCCAUUAAAGAGAUCCUUGCAAGCACAUUUGACUCUAUGCCCAAUCUACAACUCCUGUAUCUCAACAACAAUGUUCUUCGGAGUCUCCCAGCCUAUAUCUUUGCUGGUGUCCCUCUAGCCAGGCUCAACUUGAAAAACAACCACUUCAUGACAUUGCCAGUGAGUGGUGUCCUGGACAAUCUGCGGUCGCUGACCCAGAUAGAUCUCGAGGGCAACCCAUGGGAGUGCUCCUGCGAUCUGGUCGCCCUCAAGCUUUGGCUGCAGAGGCUCAGUGAUGGAGUGGCUGCAAAAGAGGUGAAAUGUGCCUCCCCUGUGCAGUUUGCAAACAUUGAGCUGCGUCUGAUUAAAAAUGAGAUUCUCUGUCCUAAACUCACGACACCUCCACCUAUCUCAAGCUCUACCCCAAUUGUGACCUCGGUAUCACCCGCAGGAGUUGGCAAGGCACCUCCCGGAGGACCUGUGCCUCUCUCCAUUAUGAUCCUCAGCAUACUUGUGGUGCUUAUUCUAACUGUGUUUGUGGCCUUCUGCCUUCUAGUCUUUGUCCUAAGGCGGAAUAAAAAGCCUGUGGGCCGACAAGAGGGGCUGGGGAACCAGGAGUGUGGCUCGUUGUCUCUACAGCUUCGUCGCCAUGGGCACAAAUCUGGCAAGAAAGGGUCCAUCCCUGGGGAUGACUUGGGAGGUGAAACAUUCAUUCCCCAGACCAUUGAGCACAUUGGAAAGAGCCACACCUGCGGCAUUGGACGCUCCUCAGACAUGGAUGCCGGGUUCAAGUUUGCCGACUCGCAGAGACAGAAGAUCAUCCUGCGAAACUGUCCCGAUAAGGACAAGGACCUACUCUCCACCCUGGAGCGCAACAAACGCCUCAGCACCAUCGAUGAACUCGAGGAGUUUCUCCCCAACCGAGAGCCCAGCCUGUUCAUCCACAACUUCUUGGACAGUAAAAGAGAUUUUAACAGUAUAGGGAUGGGCGGGUAUGAAAUCCGCUAUCCUGAAAAGACACUGGAUAAAAAGAUGAAGAAAUCAUCACUGAUAGGUGGAAACCACAGUAAGAUUGUGGUGGAGCAGAGGAAAAGCAUCAUGACUGAUUGGAGGGUUAUCAAUGGGGAGCAAUUGAUGGAGAACUGCAGGAAGCAGAGAUAUGGAAUUGGCCACUAGGGGCGCUGUGCACUUUGGAUGUAGAAGCCAAGCAGCUGAGCUGAAGAACAGUUUCAGCUGGAAAAGAGUUUCGCCGAAGAAAGAAAAGCUGAUUUAUUUGGUUUUUGUGACUUUAACUCUCUUUUUAAACUGUUUUAAAUAUGUAUUUUCUAUAAAGCUCCUUUCAAUUUCCAGGUAUUAAUGUAAAAAGUAAAUACAGCUGAUUACUGCUUUCAGAUAAAAUCCCAAAGAAACGACAAAAAACUGUACGUUUACGGCAAGUUUUUUUUUUGCUUUUAUUGUUUCUUCACAUUGAGGCUUGUGGUUUUGUUAUCGUGUUAAUGCUUUAUCAAACAUCUAAACUGGAUCCAGUUUAGAAAGUGUCGGGUUCAGAUCAGUUUAUAAACCUGAUCGAAACAAACCUGCAGGUCCAGAAAGCAGUGAAAUGAUUAUUUCCUUUUUUUGUAAAACCGUAUUUGUCUGAAGAUCUUUUGUGACUAAAUUAAAUGACACAAAACAAUCAAGAUGUUGAUCAAAACAUAAUGUUUUGGACCAAAGAUUUGAGGGUUAUGACUGAAAUUUACUUUCCAAAUAACUAACAUGCUUGAUCUUUUUUUCAGGUUUGAAUCUAUGCCUGUUUACAGAUUCCUUUACAAAAAAAAAAUAUUAUUCACUAAAAUUCUGCCUGUUAUAUCAUUGUUAAAAAGAUUCAUUUGAAGAACAGAAAGUAGCGGGGUAAUUAUGUCAUGGCCUUUGACCCCCAUUGCAAAAUAACUUUGGACAACGGAACAAGUCUGGAAAACAAAACCAACUUCUGUAGUUAUUCAGACUUUAAAAACUGCAAAGUCAAAUGUGUUUCGUUUCCAGACUUUCCAGCUCUACACAAGAACUCUGAGUGUCGACUGUAUGAACCGUCGUAUGUUUGGAGCAACCGAACAUGCAAACCAAAUUCAAAUCCUUUUUGACCAACAGGUAAAUUUUACUAUGCUACUGUAAAAAGCUGCUGUUUACUUUCACUCUUGGUUCAAAUGUGGUAAAAAGACAUUGUUCUGACAAUAAUGAACCACAAUUCAUAUACUUCUUGGGUCUUUUAAUGAAUAUUUUUAACCUGGUUUUCCACUUUAUGUGUUUAAGAAGCGACCACACUGACAUGUUAUGGACCCUAUCUAAUCCAUUUGGUGUCAAAAUGUGCAAAACGUUUCAAACAUACACAUGGAAAGAAACAACACACUGUUUCUUUCCACCAACAAGGUUCUAGUUGAACUGUGUGGAUAAUUGAUCAGUGUUGGUUUACCACAGAUUACUGCAGGAUAAACACUGAUCUGCUGCAAACAAAGCAGAUUAAAAACACAAACCAGCAACAGAAAAGUGAAGAGGAAAAGAAGCAAAGUGUAUUUUACUCAAACAUAUGUUACCAACUUUUUCUCUGUUAUGUCAGUAUUACAGUAUCAGGCUGCUAUCGCUGGAUAAAGGAAUCUGUCUAAAGUCUGAGGAAUGAAUUUUUGUGUUCAAGAUGCACAUUCCUGGUUUUAAUUUCUACAUUGAGACUCUUUGUGCUGCUCUUGACAUUAAUAACCCCGACCUUUGAACUCCUGCUGUGCUCUAACCCAAGCCCACCUCUGUCUCCAUGGCGACAUGCUGGUGAAAGAUCCUAUAUGUACCAUCAACAACUGUAAAUGCCAGAUGUUUUAGGCAUGAGUAGUCAUAUAUGUGCAUAUAUGGACCCAGUUUGAAAAUACAGUUUCCUAACAAAUAUUUGAAUAAUUUGAGAAUAUUUUUAUGAUUCUGGUCUCCUGAAAUACCAAAUGUUACUAUUUAAAUUAUGUCCAUGAAGCUGGUACCAACUGGACAUUUGUAUAAAUUUCUGUUCAUUUAUCUGGUGUAAGUGAUUGAGCUUUUCUUUUUUUAAAUUAUUUUAGAUAUUUUUUUUUAUCUCUGUCCUAUAAAUUUUAU
This is a messenger RNA of Poeciliopsis prolifica (blackstripe livebearer), 5663 nucleotides long. RefSeq names its product SLIT and NTRK-like family, member 4 (gene slitrk4). Gene Ontology annotation, molecular function: protein binding. The coding region runs from base 1176 to 3731 and encodes 851 amino acids. The transcript has 3 exons. Gene Ontology annotation, biological process: positive regulation of synapse assembly; axonogenesis; regulation of presynapse assembly. The record is from RefSeq and is a predicted model, not a curated record. Lineage: Eukaryota; Metazoa; Chordata; Actinopteri; Cyprinodontiformes; Poeciliidae. Gene Ontology annotation, cellular component: glutamatergic synapse; membrane.